Messenger RNA from Zeugodacus cucurbitae (melon fly), 4948 nucleotides. It is a transcript of the gene Toll-9, whose product is annotated as toll-like receptor 3. Gene Ontology annotation, molecular function: transmembrane signaling receptor activity; protein binding. Gene Ontology annotation, cellular component: membrane. The record is from RefSeq and is a predicted model, not a curated record. Bases 1120 to 4587 code for a protein of 1155 amino acids. The transcript has 7 exons. NCBI's taxonomy places the organism in Eukaryota, Metazoa, Arthropoda, Insecta, Diptera, Tephritidae. Gene Ontology annotation, biological process: inflammatory response; immune response; toll-like receptor signaling pathway.
CAAUAAUGUAGAUAACGGUAAAGAAAGCUUUGGAGCAAAGCAAAUUUGAUAUUUUACAUACACAAACCAAAUCCAGAACGAAAGCAUAACCAUUUGGACAUUUUCAUUCAGGAAUCAUGUGGAAAUUCAAAAAGUGACGAAUCGAUUGCACGAGUACACACGAUAAUAACCGAACGCUUGUUUAGGUGUUGCUUUGAGCCGCAAUUGGCGUGCUUACCAAAGCAAUAAAAAUAUAUGCGCACGUCUGUAAAAAAGAUUUAUAGAUCAGGUGGUAGAGCAGCGGCAAUGUAAUCAGGUUCAGCUGCUACAGCCGAAAUUGGUCGUACGGACGGACAUGGGUAUGCACAAGAAUAGUUCAACGUACAACGAAACGACUGAUAGCCAAAUGUAAUAACAGUUGAUAGUGUAGUGCCGCAUACCGAGCUGAUAUGAAACUAGAAAUACAUUACAAAAACAAAAUUAAAAAAAAACUAGAAAAAAUAGCGGUAAUAAUUGCCGAAAUUGAUAAGCGCUUUGCGCUUUGCGCUACUGAUACACCGAUAAAUUGGCAACAAAUCAGCCAAACUACGGCCCUAGCACCUUGGCCAUUGACCAUUUGCAGAAAUCUAACAAAUUUGGUGCGGUUUUUGGUUUAGUGCUUCGACACCUUUGAUUCGAGACGGACGUUUCAGCUAGAGUGUACGGGUGUGAAAAACUCUUAAACGGUAUAUAUAAAGAUUUAUAUAUAUAUAAAUGUUUGAUUGACAACAACAAAAAACAUGACAAAAAUACGCACAAACAAUGCCAAACAGAGUAGCUAAAGUGAGAAAAUCUUAUAAGACUACAUAUAUCUUAUAAAAACUCAAAAACCACGACACAAAAGUUCGUAAAACUAUUGAAAGUAAAAUCAGUUAUCGUUCAAAAAUUUAUUGAAAUAAUAAAUAAUUAGUGAAUCAAUAAACACAACAAUAGCAAUAACACAAAUAAUUAAAAAAAAUUAUAAAAAUAAAAUUUGAGUGCGUACAUUAUAAGCAUAACACAAUCUACAUAGAUUCGCCAUCAGCUCACCAAAAUACAGAAAUACAAAGCAACCGUGUUGUGGAGGGUGGCGGGUAAUUGAACUUUAUCAAGCGCAAAAAAAUGAGUUUCGCACUAAAAUUGGCGCUUGUAAUACUUAUAAUCCACUUGAAAUUACACGGCCUAAACGCGGCAACAAUAAUCUAUCGCUAUAAAACGGUUAUCACUGAUAACGGCGGCAGCAGCAGCAACAGUGGCAGUGGCAGUGGCAGCGACAACAACAAUGACAACAACUUAAGCAAAAACAAUUAUAUGCCAUUUAAUGGCAAUAUUAAUGAUGUUUAUAACAACAACAACAACAACAGUAAUGAGUUAAUUGAUGAAACAACAUUAUCUACAACAACAAUAACAAAUACAACAUAUGAUUGGCAUAUAAGUGAUAAGCUGCUGCCGCACGCCACAAACAGUAGCAACAAUAUUAGUAAAAACAACGAAAACAACAACAAAAACGCUACACUAUCAGACCAACAGACAAAACAGUUAUGCGAUAGUGAAUAUGGCGAAUAUGGUAGCAGUAACAGGUGUGGCAGUGGGCGCAAUAUUCUCAACGAAGAUAAUAACGUGAACGACAGUUACAAGCAUGAAAUCAGUAACGGUAAUCAGAUAAGUAAUAUUGAGAACAACAAAAUAGCUGAGGGGCUGUCAUGGCAAUUUGUUUCCAACGAUGAGCAGCAGGAGCAACAGAGAACAACAACGAAUAAUACACUGCAGCCUUUAACGCCGAGGUCAAAAGAUUAUUACCAAUACGACGUGGGAAAUGAGUACAAUAACGCGACAACCACAAAAUCGUACGAAGAUCAGCAAGUAACGGUUCCCAGUAGUGUUACAACAGAUCAAGAUUUCAAUGCAAGCACCUCAACUGUUUUCGAAAACCAAACCACUGAGAUACCCACAACUGAAACAGACUUUGAUGAAUCGCCAGAACCCACUUUGACACAUGGUCUGUUUAGCGGUUGGGAUGAUAUUGUGACUGCACAUGAUAUAGACGCUUUUCUAAAACAGUAUAAAACUGAUUUGAAUAACACUUGUAUUAUGGACGGCGUUAAGGAUUUAAUUCAAUGGUGGAGCUUCACGAAUGGUUCACUCAACUUGGAACCGUUUCAAAAUAAAAAAAGUGAACCUUUUGCAGUGAGCUACAGUUGUAUGGACUUCUCGUAUCACAAUCUCACCGACGAUGAUAAACUCUACAAAAAAACUUUGGAAAAACAAUUGCGUGUGGGGCGAAAUAUUAUUGUCUUCUCGGCGUCGCAUAAUAAUCUUACAAAAAUACCAUUUCGCACGUUAUCGACAAUCAACAACACACUACAGUUUCUCACAUUGAAAGGCAAUUCUUUUAAAUCUUGCGCACAGUCGAAUCAAAGCGAUGCUGAAGCACUUCAAAAACAAAAUGGUACCGUAGGCGCUGUAAACGGUAGUGGAACGUACGCAAGUGCCGAAGUGUUAGCUGGAGUUCCAUCGUUUACUUAUCGUGAUUUCGUUAAGGGAAUCGAAACGAAGCUACAUGAUAAGGAGGAUAAUGCCAUCGCUUGGGCGUCCUUCCCGAAGAUGCCACAGCUACUAGAGUUGGACAUAAGCAACUGUAAUAUCGAACACAUCGAACGUGAUGUAUUUCGUAACAUCACCGGCAUACGUAAACUUUUUUUGUCGCGCAACAAAAUGAUCACCAUACCAAAAACCGCCUUCCAUUACCUGUCCAAACUGGAAUAUCUCGAUCUGUCCUUCACCAAUUUGUUAGAAUGUGACUACAAGCUGCCACAUCCGACACUUGAUGCUAUCUGGAAUUUAAUCUAUGGGGUUAACAUACAGUCAGGCACUUUCAGAAGACUCAAGAAACUCAAGUUUCUCGACAUGUCACACACGAAGCUGACACGCAACAGCGCCAUGGCGUUCACACAGCUUGGACACAGUCUGGAAUUUAUGAGCUUGUGUUACACAUCCUUUCCACUGAUUGGCAAUUCGUUAUUCAAGAAUACCCGCAUGAUUGGGCUCGAUCUCUCGGGUAAUCCUUAUGCGGCAUUCGUUGAUGAUGCAUUCGAAAGUGUUGCGGAGACUUUGGAAUACUUAUUCUUCGAGCAUUCCAAUCUAAAAGAACUGAAUUGGUUGAAAAAUCUCAAGAAUUUGCGUGUACUUGGUUUGGCCGGCAAUAACAUCAACUUAUUAAAUGGCGACUAUUUCGGCUCAUUGCAGAAUUUGGAAGGUCUGGAUUUGAGUUACAAUACCAUCGGCAAUUGGUAUCGGCAAGCAUUCGCUAACAACACGAACUUGCGUGUUUUAAAUCUACGCAACAACAACAUAAAUAUUAUCAACUACGAAAUGUUGAAGGAUUUCAAGUCUCUCGAGUUUCUCGGUUUAGGCGAGAAUAAUUUCGUUUGCGAUUGCUUAUUACGCGAUUUGGUCGAUGUCGCCGCGCUCAACAACAAAAAAGCCGAGUGCGAAAGCAAUGUCUUCGACGAUAUUUCUAAUAUAAUAGUGGAGAACGCCGAUAAUAUGGCGAUUCAGGGGCGUAAUGCAACGGAAAUUAAAAAUUUACUAUCGGCAAUGCUAGAGAAACCGCCGGCGGAGAGCUUAAAACAAAAUUACAAAAAUCUAUAUAAAUCCUAUGUGCGUGGCUUGCCGCCACGCUUGCGUAAAGUCGCGCCAAAAGCUUACGCCGGCAUGCGUUUAACCUUCCAAGCAACGGAUGAAUGUACCGCCUUGAACUCGGCUAUAUACAGUGAUUUUUGGAAUGAGUCAACGCCGCGUUUCCGUCUGAUCGACUAUGAGGACGAUCACUAUUGGUGCUUCAAUGGCACACAACGCAUGCAAUUCGUGCAAUUGAGUUGCCAGGCGGCGUCAUUUGAUGGCAUGCUUGAGGACAGCAUACAUGAGUUAACGAUUAUUGUCGUCGCAGCGGUUUGUACAUUUAUGGGCGUAACAUUGGUCGCCGUGUUGUUGUAUCUGAAGCGUUGGCAUAUUUACUAUUACUAUUCAUCGCUGAAGUCGGCCGCUUUGCUGUCCAUGGCCACGAAGGAUCAAGUGAAAAAGUUCAAUGAGUUGGCCGAAAGUGAUCCGCAAAUGGUCUAUGACAUCUUCAUUAGUUACUGUCAGAGUGAUCGUGAUUGGGUGCUGGAGGAAUUGCUGCCGAAUGUGGAAGAAGCUGGCAACAUAUCGAUAUGUCUGCACGAACGUGAUUUUCAGAUCGGUGUCGCCAUACUUGAGAACAUUAUAUCUUGCAUGGAUCGAUCGCGUGCCCUCAUGUUAAUUGUAUCCUCAAACUUUCUACUGAGUCAUUGGUGUCAAUUUGAAAUGCAUUUGGCGCAACAUCGCAUUUUCGAGGUGAGCAAGGAGCAUCUAAUUAUCGUAUUUCUCGAAGAUAUACCACGCAGUAAACGCCCGAAAACACUACAAUAUCUCAUGGAAGUCAAAACAUAUAUCAAAUGGCCAGGCGCAAAGGGACGUGAAGUUAAACCGGAAGAACGUAAACAUUUUUGGAAACGUUUUCGCCGUUCAUUAGAGCAUAUUGGUAUUGCACCCACCGAAUCGCAUGCCUAAUACAGCCGAAUAACAUCCUUAACAUAAUUUAACAACAACAAUAUACGUGAAUUACAACCUGAAAUAUGAAACGUGGGUGGAAAACGGCAAAUUUAAUAAAGAGAUUAUCAAAGCAAAAGUUUUAGCACAAGUACCUGAUAGCGAUUAUUUUUAGAUAUAAUAUGGUAUAGUACUCAGUACUUUUUUUUGAUACUCAUUAUGGUUAAAUUGUAGUUAAUAUGUAAGACAAUAUUAGUAAAUUAUAAGAAAAUGAAGAAAAAAUUGAUGAUGGAGAAAUUAAAGUCUUUGAUUUAUUGUACAUUUCAUUUACUUUGCAACAAACGCUUCAAUAUGGACACGGGACGACUUUACAAAUAUUAUA